This is a messenger RNA of Eupeodes corollae, 2201 nucleotides long. Its product is annotated as ATP-binding cassette sub-family G member 5. Lineage: Eukaryota; Metazoa; Arthropoda; Insecta; Diptera; Syrphidae. Gene Ontology annotation, molecular function: ATP binding; ABC-type transporter activity; ATP hydrolysis activity. The coding region runs from base 302 to 2110 and encodes 602 amino acids. The record is from RefSeq and is a predicted model, not a curated record. The transcript is spliced from 12 exons. Gene Ontology annotation, cellular component: plasma membrane.
UGGUAGAAUUGAGUCUAACUUGAUUUUACCAAUUCAGUCUUUUCUCAGCUAACAAAGUGCUUGGGUGAUAUGUAUAGCUAAGUGUGUUUAAAAUUUAUGUGUUUGUUGCAUUUUACCUGCACACCUGAGAUAGAUAUAUAUUUACACAAGUCAACAGUUCGGAGUUUUCAAUUUAAAAGAAUAGAAAGACUCCUGUCUUUACCAACAUACAUACAUAUAUUAUUUACUAAUUUAACUCCUUUUUUGACAUUUCAAUACAAAAUAAACUAAGAGACGUCAUUGAUUGUUGAUUAAUAUAAAAAUGAUCGGUAGUGAUUAUGUUCUGGAAGCGCAUAACAUUUUCCACACCACAGAGGUGGAUGGAGGAGGAUGUUUCAAUGGUGGUGGCAGUACAGCUAUGGUUCUUAAAGGAGUUAAUUUGACUGUUCACAGCGGGGAAGUAAUGGCAAUUUUGGGAUCGAAAGGAAGUGGAAAAAGAGCUCUUCUGGAUGUUAUUUCUCGGAGAGCUGAAGGAUUAACACGCGGUCAAGUAUUGCUCAAUGGAACACCUCUAUCAAAAGCCCUAUUUCAACAGAGAUGUGGUUAUGUUACUCAAUCAUGUACAUUUAUUCCAGGUCUUACAAUUGCUCAAACUUUACAUUACACAGCUACAAUACUUUCUGGAUACUUAAAAAGCUCCAAAGUGCGGCAGGUAUUAGCAGAUCUUGCACUCUCUCAAGUUGCUCACAAACGGGUUGAGUAUCUUAAUAUUAGUGAAAAAAGACGUUUAGCAAUAGGAAUUCAACUUGUUCGAGAUCCAGUUAUGUUACUUUUGGAUGAACCAACACAAGGUCUUGAUCCAUUGAGUGCUUAUUUGCUAAUAUCAAUUCUCUCAAACACUGCAAAGAAGACGGGUUGUGGAAUAUUACUUUCAUUGGAGAAACCUCGUUCAGAUGUCUUUCCCUUUCUGGAUCGAGCUCUAUUUCUAUGCCUGGGGGGAGUUGUCUAUUCGGGCAGUACUCGAGCUAUGUUAGAAUACUUUCAUGGCAUUGGUUUUCCUUGUCCUCAGUUGGAAAAUCCUUUAAUGUACUAUUUGUGUCUAUCUACAGUUGAUCGAAGAAGUCGAGAUCGAUUCCUUGAAUCGAGUCAGCAGAUUGAAGCAUUGGUAGAACGGUUCUCCCGAGAAACACCCAUCUCCGAUGCUCCUCUCAAUUCAAUGGGGAGCGGAAAAGUUCCAUUAGCUUAUGGCAAGCCAGGAGAAUUGAAAGUUUGGCUUAUGCUAUAUCUGAAACUAUUGGCUUCAACUUUCUCAUGUGGUGUGGCUGGUAUGCGUUCACUGUUCCUUAGAUUAUUUCUGUUGCCUUUAGCAAUGUCAACACUAUGGCUGUUUUAUUGGAAUAUUGGUGACGAUGCAUAUGGAUUCUUUAGUAAAAAUGGUAUGAUCUUAAACAUCAUUGGUCUCUCAUAUGGAAGUGGAAUUUUGGCAACAGUUAGUUUAUAUCCCAUAUGGAGAAAAAGAUUUUCCCAGGAUAACCCUGAAGGACUUUAUACAGGAGCAACAUUACUUAUUGCAUACAAUUCAAUUUCAAUUCCAUUUUCAAUAGUUUCUGCAGCGAUCGCAAGUUGUGUUCUUUAUCCACUAUUUUUAGACCCAAACACUCCAAAUGGUACUAUUUUUGCCUAUGUUUUGGUCGGGCUUUGGACAAGUUAUGUUAUGGCCGAACAACUUUCAAUUGCCUUUUUGUUGGUUGUUAAAGUUCCAUUUAACGCAGCUAUCGCAGUAUCAUAUUUACUUUGUAUAAGCCUAGCUUUAGCAAGUGGAACAGUACGGUCCUAUAAAGGUCUUCAGCCAUGGUUGCAAGACAACACUAAAGGAACUCACACUCGAUAUGUGUCUUCUUUGCUGCACAGUGUUGCUUUUCAAUCACAUAAACUGAAUUGUACACCAACAGCUUCGGUAAUUUGUCCCAAAGCAGCAGAUUUUCUACAUGAACGCUUGGGACAAGCUGAUCCAGAUGAGACCAUUGAUGUUGCAGCAUCUUGCGCUUUUGCAGUAGGCUUGGCAGCUUUUAAUAUGCUUCUGUAUCUAUUUCCAAUGCCUCGAUGUGUUCGACAAAAAUUUAAAGACUGAAAUGAAUAUAAGUAGUUAACUUUUAUGUAACUUAUGCAUUUAAAGUAUCAGAAAUAAACUUCCUAGCUCUUAUACAAUUUUAUAAAAAUUA